GAAAUGGGUUCGUGGACUAGAAUGUGGCCCACAGAUUGGGCUGUUCUCAUGAAAUCAUGGCUUAUCUUUUCCCUGGGGGUCUACAUGCAGGUGUCCAAAACUUUCGCCUGCCCAAAAGUGUGCCGCUGUGACCGAAACUUUGUCUACUGUAAUGAGCGAAGCUUGACCUCAGUGCCUCUUGGGAUACCGGAGGGUGUAACCGUCCUCUACCUCCAUAAUAACCAAAUUAAUAAUGCUGGAUUUCCUGCAGAGUUGCACAAUGUCCAGUCUGUGCACACAGUCUACCUGUAUGGCAACCAAUUGGAUGAAUUCCCCAUGAACCUGCCCAAGAAUGUCAGGGUUCUUCACCUGCAGGAAAACAACAUUCAGACCAUUUCUCGGGCUGCCCUUGCUCAGCUUUUGAAGCUGGAAGAGCUGCACUUGGAUGACAACUCCAUCUCCACUGUUGGCGUUGAGGAUGGGGCGUUCCGGGAAGCCAUAAGCCUCAAGCUUCUUUUCUUGUCCAAGAAUCACUUAAGCAGCGUACCAGUAGGCCUUCCAGUGGACUUACAAGAACUUCGAGUAGACGAAAACCGAAUUGCUGUCAUUUCAGACCUAGCCUUCCAGAAUCUUACAAGUCUGGAGCGUCUGAUUGUGGAUGGCAAUCUCCUUACUAAUAAAGGCAUAGCUGAAGGCACCUUCAGCCACCUCUCCAAGCUCAAGGAAUUCUCAAUAGUGCGGAAUUCACUGACCUACCCUCCUCCCGAUCUUCCAGGUACACAUCUGCUAAGGCUCUACUUGCAGGACAACCAGAUAACCCAUAUACCACUUACAGCCUUUUCAAACCUCCACAAACUGGAACGUCUUGAUAUUUCCAACAAUCAACUUCGGAUGUUGGUAAAGGGGGUAUUUGAUAAUCUCCACAACCUGAGGCAACUCACUGUAAGGAAUAAUCCCUGGUUGUGUGACUGCAGUAUUAAGUGGGUCACUGAAUGGCUCAAAUUUAUUCCCGCUUCCAUCAAUGUACGGGGUUUUAUGUGCCAGGGACCAGAGCAGGUCCGAGGUAUGGCGGUCAGGGAGCUCAAUAUGAAUAUGUUGUCAUGCCCCACCACCACCCCUGGUCUGCCGCUUAUCAUCACCCCAGUCCCAGCUACAGCCAUGCCAACUACAUUAGUUCCCACCUCAUCAGUUCCUCCCCCAAGUAGCAAAUAUAGUCCUCUCACUCCCACCGUAGCCACAUUCCCCACUGUGCCUGACAGGGAGGACAGAGAAAGGGUGACACCUCCUAUAUCCGAACGGAUUCAACUCUCCAUCCAUUUUGUGAAUGACACUUGCAUCCAAGUUAACUGGAUGUCUCUAUUUACCGUGAUGGCAUAUAAACUCACAUGGGUUAAAAUGGGCCAUAGUUUGGUGGGAGGAAUUGUUCAGGAACGAAUAGUUAGUGGUGAGAAGCAACACUUAAGCUUGGUAAAUCUGGAGCCCAAAUCCACCUAUCGCAUUUGUUUGGUUCCACUGGAUACUUAUAACAAUUACCGAACUGGAGAAGACACUGUCUGUUCAGAAGCCACAACCAAGGCUUCCUUUUUGAGCAAUGGCAGCAACAUCCCCUCCAGCCAUGAGCAGACAACUUCUCAGAACCUGGGCUCCCCGUUUCUGCUGGCAGGGUUGAUUGGGGGUGCAGUGAUAUUUGUCCUCGUGGUCCUGCUCAGCAUUUUUUGCUGGCACAUGCACAAAAAAGGGCGUUACACCUCCCAGAAGUGGAAAUAUAACCGGGGCCGUCGGAAAGAUGACUACUGUGAGGCAGGGACCAAGAAGGACAACUCCAUCCUGGAGAUGACGGAAACCAGCUUCCAGAUUGUCUCCUUAAAUAAUGAUCAGCUCCUUAAAGGAGAUUUCAGACUGCAGCCCAUUUAUACCCCAAACGGGGGCAUUAACUACACAGACUGCCACAUCCCCAACAACAUGCGAUACUGCAACAGCAACGUCUCAGACCUGGAGCACUGUCAUACGUGAUAGUGAGGGGAGAUGGGGGUGUCUAGGACAAAGAGAAAAAACUCUGGAAAAAAUAACCCCCCAACAACAAUGAAAAAAUUACAUUUGAUAAAUGUUACACAGAUGCAUUUAUGCAUUUGAAUACUCUGUAAUUUAUACGGUGUACUAUAUAAUGGGAUUUAAAAAAAGUGCUAUCUUUUCUAUUUCAAGUUAAUUGCAAAUGGUUUUGUAACUCUUUGCUUUUUAAAUCUUUAAAAAAUAUUGCUAAAAGUACUGUACAGGGUUGUACAAUAAGAACCCAAUAUCAUGGCAAAGGAAAGAAUGACUCAUUCUUCAAACAUUAACCACUUUGCUGUCGAAGCUGUCUGAUGGAUGUUAAGUUUCUAGGUGUCCUGUAGUACAGGAAAAUAAGUGCAUAUUAAAACAGGGUCACUAGGAACGGACAAAAGCAAUUCAGAUAAAAUGGGUGCAACCCUUCUGACUUUGAAUCCGGCAGUUGCUGUUGAGCUUCAAACAAUUGAAUUACUUCUGUUCCCCCUUGGCAGUUCUGCAUUUCCUCCCUCCAACUGAAAGGUGGAGUUCUGAGUGCUACCAAAAAGGCUACUUUCUUCUUUGAUUAGUUUUCUCCCAAUACACUAGAAAUAGGAAAGAUAGACAGAGCUCUGUGUCAAACUCAAAGUGACCUUGUUUUCAAUUUGCAAAAGCUACUCUGAAAAUG
This is a messenger RNA of Charadrius vociferus (killdeer), 2689 nucleotides long. It is a transcript of the gene FLRT2, whose product is annotated as fibronectin leucine rich transmembrane protein 2. Lineage: Eukaryota; Metazoa; Chordata; Aves; Charadriiformes; Charadriidae. The transcript has a single exon. The record is from RefSeq and is a predicted model, not a curated record. The coding region runs from base 4 to 1992 and encodes 662 amino acids. Gene Ontology annotation, molecular function: protein binding.